UUUUUUUUUUUUUUUGAAGAAAAACAGAAAACAAGACUAAGCAAAACAAAAAAGAGAAAACAAAAUAUAGUUAGUAACUAUAUGUUAGUUUGAAAUGUUAACCAUAAAGAGAAACAAACUCGAUUUGGAAAACUAAACCAAAAAGCCAAAACUAAAUUCAACUAAACUAAACCAAAGCAUUUAUUUAAACAUAAACGCAUAUUAUGCUUAAUAAUGGCCAUAGACUUUUUAAUAUUCGCUGUGCUCCUAAUAUCGUUUUUAAUUAAUUUUUUGGCUUUGGCUGCUUUCUGGGUGACACCCGGUCUACGUACAACGGCCAAUCGUUUCACCAUCAAUUUGCUCAUCAUUAAUCUCGUGGGAUGUAUUAUCUUAGCGCCUACGCUAUUUUUAAGUGGCAACGGAAUAGAUGGUCAUAAAAAUUCAACCGGUUCCAGUGAGUCUGCUUUCAGUUUUUUAUCGUCAUCAGCGUCAUCGAUUUCAAGCGAUGACAGUAUAGAGUUCUAUUCGAAGCCAGGUAAUCAUCAAAUCGUUAUACGUCAUAAUGGUAAAGUGGUACAACAGGAAGGCAUCAUACUGCAAUAUAGCAAUGUUACCGAAUUUUUGAUCGCAACUGGCGAUGGAGGAGAUGAGGAGAAAGCGGAGCACACUAUUGAAACUAUUUACAAAUGUAAUGCCACCUAUUGUCAUGAAGUUACUAUUGAUGAGAGUGGUGAGACUUUGGUUAUUACCGAAAUCGAGGAGAAGAGUUCCGAUGAUUUGCUUAAGGUUGUCAAAAAUCAUCAUAAAAAACAUCUUUAUUUGCCGCAAUUAAGCAUGCGCCCUUGGUCAAUUGAUAUGGCGGCUGCUUUAGGUGCGAUGGGUGUUUUAUUAGUAGUGGGAGACACUUGGUGUGCUAUUACCGAUCCUUUGCGUUAUCAUAGUCGUAUUUCGGGUUUAAAAUCCUGGAUUCUGAUCGCUUUAACUUGGCUAAUGGGUUUGGUGUUCGGCGCGUUAUCGGCCUUCCGUGAAAUCGACUUUGAAUCCGAUACCAUCGUCAACAAACAUAAACGUUUCGUUAUGGAAACUGCCACCUUCUUCAGUCUCAGCUCAACCAAUAACAUUUUUAGUAUGAUUUUUUCUUGUCUUUAUUUUGUCAUCAUUAUACUCCUGCCAUUUGGAUUCGUUUGUGGUAUGUAUUGGCGUAUAUUCAGCGAGGCUCGUGGUAAUGGUUUACGUAUGCGUCAAAAUGGGUCAUCGCCUUUAUUGCAAAGUGCUCUGAAUCUCACUCAUGCCCAUCAGGCAGUGACACAACAAUAUACGAACAGCUUAUGCAUGCAUCGCAAUUCAAUUUCAUCCAAUUCUUCACAUGGAGGAGGCCUGCAAAUGCAAAUUGAUCUGCCAAAGCGUACAUCGCCCGCCUGUCAUAGACGUGAUUCAGCUGCCAAGGUGUUACUGCCACCGAUAUCCGAUGAUGGACAAUCGGAUGAGAACGAUACAUUAUCGGACGGUAAACCAAGCAAUGAACAACGUCCUCAACACAUUAUACUAACACUGCAAACAGCCAGCGGUGAGAUUAAACGUAAUUACUCGGCCCGUCAAUUAGAAUUACUAGAUACAACUUCACAAGACUUUUGCGAUAAUCAUCACUUACCAGGCAUACGUCAAGUGCAUUCGUCGCCGAAUUUGCAUCGUACUGGUACAUUACCUCAACUCGAUGAAGAGAAUAUAUAUUCGCCUCAUUUACUCGGGCGACAUUUACCGCAGAAUUUGCCUAGCGUGCAUUCACUGGGCAAGCAUACAUUCCAGCAAACUAAUGUCAGUACUCGAAUAACGCAUCCUCAUUACCAUCAUCAUCAGCAGCAGCAGCAACAUCAACAACAACAACAACAGCAACAACAACAUCACCUUCAUCAUCAUCAAUCGUUGCAAAUACCUACCAUACAAGCUUCACCAAAAGCCAUUAGUUAUAUGUCUUCGUUGAGGCAUCGCCUCUCGAAUGCCUCCUCACUCUUCAAAUAUCGUGAAGAGUCAAGGGCGGCCCGUAUAAGCAUCUUAGUGGUUAUAAUGUUCCUCGUCUCGUAUCUGCCUUACGGUUUCCUAGUAUUACUGCAGAGUAGAGUACCGUCAGCAAAUUUCGAGGCAUCUUCACAGUUGGCGAUCUUCAUGAUUCUCUUAGCGAACAUGAGUUCGCCUUUCAUUUUCGCCUACCGCAAUAAACGCGUAAGGCGAGGUGUUAAAAGAUUUAUGCAUUUGGAAGGUGUUUGCGGUGAAAAACAAAUGCAACGACAAAACAGUAAUAGUUGCCGUAGCAAUAACACUCACAAAUAUAAUGCAAAUCUUAAACGUAAUAGUAGUAAAAUCUCUACAUAUUCCACGACGUCAGCGCGCUUUCUCACGCCGCAGAGUUCAGUGAUUAGCAAUGGUGCCGGUACAUGUUCGGUAUUGAAUCACAAUAACAACAAUCAUAAUAAUAAUAAUAAUAACAACAAUAACAACAUUACUAUAGGAAAUCUAAGGCAGAAUAGCAGUUGUAGUACAAUUAUUAACUUUGGUUUAACGAAAAACACUUACAGUCUAGAACACCAGAACACUACGGAAGAUGAGACUGAACAAAGACAAAAUUCGCUACAGCAACAGCAACAGCAACAACAGCCGGGCAGAACACGUCCGGUUUUGCAAAGAGGUAUAACAAUAAUUGAACAAGUGCCACUACAUCAAAGCAAGAACCACAACAUUAAUAGUAGUAAAUUGCCCGUUAAAGACAAAUUGUAUAAAUUGUUUUUUAAAAGUUCGCGUAAACAACAUAGCAAUUGUACGAAACAUUUAACUACUACCCAGGUCACCAUUCUCGAUGCUGAUGGACCAACGGAAGUAUAACUUUAAGUUUUUAAUUGUUUAAGUAUUGUAUAGGAAAAUGAAAGUAAAUGCUUUUAGAAUGCUUUUCAGUGACAAACUUACAUGCAUAAGCACACAUACACACCUACACACACACACACACACACAGAACAAUAAUCGACAAAAUAAAUAAUUAAAAACAUAAGUUCUUAUGUAUUUAAAGAGACUCGAAAAAUCAUAGAAACACAGUCUUUCUCUUUCACUCUCUCUCUCUCUCUCUCUCUCUCUGUGUUCUUUAGACAAAAGGUGGUAAGAAAUAAUAAAACUGAAGGUUUCAGUAUAUGAUGUGAUAUGAAUUUUUGUUUAGAAAUAUAUACCCAUGCAUACAUAUGCACACACAAACACCCACACACACACUUACAUGCAUAUAUACAUACAUAUGCAAUAGAUAGAUUAUGAUCUAGUUAUUAAGGAGACUACUGUAAAUGUACAAAAAUUAUUUGCCAUAAGUAAGUUUAGGAUUUCAUUUAAAUCAAAUACAGAGAUAGACUGUGUUCAGCAAGGAUAUUAAGUGUGUGUUUGAGAAUUUUUUUAAUUUGUGUUUUUUUUUUUUAUAAAAAAUUUAUUUUUAGUUUUAAUAUAUUUUUAUUUUUUUACUAAGAGUACUUGUAAAGUUCUCUUCCCAAAUCAGUCAUUCAGUACUUUUGUAGUUGUUAAUAAAAAUUAACACAUAAAUACCAAAAAA
Glossina fuscipes is the source of this 3559-nucleotide messenger RNA. RefSeq lists its product as uncharacterized. The record is from RefSeq and is a predicted model, not a curated record. NCBI's taxonomy places the organism in Eukaryota, Metazoa, Arthropoda, Insecta, Diptera, Glossinidae. Bases 214 to 2856 code for a protein of 880 amino acids. The transcript has a single exon. Gene Ontology annotation, biological process: adenylate cyclase-activating adrenergic receptor signaling pathway. Gene Ontology annotation, cellular component: membrane. Gene Ontology annotation, molecular function: G protein-coupled receptor activity; dopamine neurotransmitter receptor activity, coupled via Gi/Go.